AGAACGGCAUAUCAGAGGCGUCGCUGGCCGCCUCCCGGUGUGGGAACUUCUCGGAGAACAAAAAGAAAAAGCAAGACAAAUGCACGCGCAGAGUACCGUGCGAUACAAUGACAACAUCGUCUUCUGUUUCUCUAACAGACGCGCUAUGCCACCUGCUGGAAACCACGAGUUGCCUUCAGGACCAAGUACUAAAGCACGUGACGGCCCUCGCCUGUGCCCGCACGCCAACAGAUGACAACGCAGAGGAAAGCACUACGCCACCGCUGUGGAGCUACCCCGCUGGGCACCCUCCCUACCCUCAUGCGUCUCAGCCAGACUCGAUGCCUCAAUUCCACAUCAGCCGUGCGGUCGUGGAUGCGGAGAAGAAUACACCAUCGGGGACGGUCCUCGGACUGAUUGAAAUGGUUCUCGUCUUGGACGUAUUCGAGGUAGCGCAGGCAUCUCCCGACACCUGUUGUGCGCUUUUUUGCAUGCCGCCCACGUCGCUGGAUGUGGCUGCCUCCGCUGCGGUGCAGGAGUGGCUGUGCCUCUACGUCUGCGAUGAGCAGACCGACGUGCACGGCGGCGACGAUGUUUUUGCACGCGGUCGGAAUGCGGAUCGAGCAGUGGAACGCGCCUGCGCUGUCGAAGCGUCCAUCUCUCGACUGCCAUGGCCAGCGGCGUGGUGGUCCGCACUGGCGGCAAGGCAAGUGGAGUGCAACGUGCGUGUGCUUCUGCUACGCACCCCAAGCGUGUACGCCGCGCUUACGUCGGACGGAGAUAUGAUGAGUGAUUGUCUUCUCCAUCCGCGUUCUUCUACCUCUACUUCUUUCAACACGGCGCCAACUCCUGUGAGAGACGACGUCGUCGGCAGAAGAAGUAACUCGCUCGCUGGCCUCUCCGCCAUAUCCGUGCCGCCGACGGAGGAAGGGAGGCUGCCAAGUCUGACGUCUUCUAGUCGGCGUUUGUCAGGCUCCUUUGCCGUCUCCGCUGCGGGGUCGUCUGUGGCCUCCACGGUGGCUGCACGGCCCUCUUACCCUUCUGACAGUUUUCUCGAAAUCGCGCCGGAAGUGCACGUGGUCGGCGUUGUGCAGCAGAUCUGCUUUGAGAACAGACGUGCCCUUUCUCCCGCCCCCUGGGUGACCCUGCUGCUCCUUCUCCCUCACGCUAACGUGCCUGUGCGUCGGGAAGUAAACCUCAGUUCCCUCUACCCUUGCGCGGUACGUGCGGCCGCGGUGAUGGGAGAAGUGAUUGAGGUCUGCGGGCGCACCCACGUCGCUCGGCGGCAGACGAGUGGCAGAGCGGGUGGGGGCAGAGGCUGCGCAGAGACGCUGCUGCGGGAGUGCAUUCUGGCGAGUUGGGCCGCCCCAGUGCUGCUGUCGUUGCCACAGACACCGUCUUUCGCUUCGGCGCUCACCGGACACGUGAUUGGGGCCUUCAGUGACCUGCCAACGCCGCCUGCUGUCUAUGCUGCCUCGCCCAUCGCAACCACCACCGUCGUUCCAUAUGCGGUCCUUCAGCCCGCUCGUCAAACGCCUUUCCACGACGAUGCGAGCAUGUCAGCGACGUUGCGCUACGGCGAUUCUUUUUUCCAUAAGAUGUCACAGGACAUGGAGGAAGUCUCUGUGGCCGAGUUGUCGGGCUGGGAGGAGGAGUGGGCGACACGCGCUGCGCUCACGUGCUGGGAGGGCGCACGUCUGGCGCUGGGUGUGGAACUGAACGGCACAGACAACACGCUGACCGCCUCCGCAUUCUUUUCCACGUCGCUCGACGUCGUCCUCUCCGCCCAGCUGACCAUCUUCUCCGCGCAGAUGAGUGACGGGGUGGUGCUGCUGCUGGUGGACGAAGCGCCAGAGUCGUUAGUGACGCAGAUGUUCUCAGCUUUCGACAGAGCUGCCCCGACGGCGACGUUGGAGUUUCCUUCCUCGACGCUGUGCCGUGCCAGUCCGUCGUUUCUGCUGCCCUCGUAUCGUGUGCAGCGCGUACCGGCUCCCGUGCGGCUCGCUCAGCGGCCACCGGUAGCCCCGGACAACGACGCCAUGCGGCCACCAGCGGUACGACGCUUCUUCCAGCGAAGUCGCACUAACGGACCAUCUGCGGCAGCUGCCGUGGCCGCACCACCGCCGCCAUUUUAUCCAGAAGUGCUGAAAGGCGGUGCCUUGACGAAUGCGAGCGGACGGGCACUCGUGCUGCAGGGGAUUGAAGUCAUUCCCGCAGCGACCCUUAAGGUGCUGCAGGAAGCCCUUCGUGCGGCGCGCCACGACGGUGGGGACGUGGAUGGCACGGCUGUGGGAGCAGGAACAGCAGCUGCAGCUGUUAGGGGCGUAACAGGUAUUGACGGGACUUUUCACUCGUUUGAGAACACCUCACGCCCUCCUCACAUAACAGAGACAGCGGCGACUACGGCGGAUGCACCCCUCACCGAGUCCGACGGCGCGCGACACGUCGUUCAACGCGAGGGUGGUCAGUACGUGAAGUACCGCGUCGCGCACGCUGCGGUGUGCUCCGUGCGCCACGGAGCGCGUCUAGCGGAGAAGAGUCACCUUUUCGAGUUCGCGCAGCGGUGUGAUGUGGUGGUGCGACCGGCGUACGAUCGACGUCGGCAGGCCGCGGCACUGCAGGCGGCGGUGGACGCACCUUUUCAACACCUCCUUCGCCGUCGACAGGCGACGUGGCUGAGCCUUUUGGGUGCUGCCUUCGCCUUCCCAACAAAACUGCAUGACACCGCCGCUGGUGCGGCGGGGAUGGGUGACAUGAGUGCGACGCCGACCUUGACGGAGCCGUGCAAUCGACUGCUUAGCUCCUACUUCAUCGCGGCGAAGGCGCUCUGCCAGGAGGGCACCGAUGCGAGCGUGAUGACGACGCUCGUGAAACUGACAGUCACCCACGCACAGUGGCGCUGCAACCUUACCGAGUUGCGUCUGCGCGAGCGGACCAGUCGGAGCACGGGUGGGACACCGCGGGGGUGCGUGGGUGCUGCGGCGCGGCGUCCGCCUCGCGCAACGGCGCUAAUCGACGCCGUGGUGGCUGUCGGCCUCUGUGAUGCCACCUUGCAUUUCUUCACCGCGAAGGCCCUCUUCGGCGAGUGUGUGCUGCGGCUCUUGGAAAAGGAGGCGUGGCCCAUCUGGGAGGCGGAGGCCGGAGAGGGGCAUCGGGGGGCGCUGCCAGAUCCAGCAAUGCAGACGUACGGAGGAGAUGAGGAUGAUGAAAUGCGUGUGCGGCCUCCACUGAGCGUGCCGCGUGGGGCGUCUACGGAGGUGCAGCAACUCUGUCAGCAAGUUGAAUUCCGAAGUCGCUGCUGCCUGGAGAGCUUUUCGAGUGACCACGUGCCCCCUCGACCGUCUGCCUUCUCAAUCCAGCAUCUGGUGCAGGACUUGAUCGACCACCUAGAGCGCGUCACGCACAACGUCGCCUCAUCAACGGGAGCACAGCAGUAG
This is a messenger RNA of Leptomonas pyrrhocoris, 3416 nucleotides long. RefSeq lists its product as hypothetical. The record is from RefSeq and is a predicted model, not a curated record. The transcript has a single exon. NCBI's taxonomy places the organism in Eukaryota, Euglenozoa, Kinetoplastea, Trypanosomatida, Trypanosomatidae. Bases 108 to 3416 code for a protein of 1102 amino acids.